GUUGAAGAGAUUGGACCUCCGAUAAACUGAAUCAUGGCGGUCACACGAAAGCGUCCUCAAAAGAGCUCGACAGAGAAUAAGGCAAAAGAGAAUAUGUCGAGAGCAGAAGACAGCGGUACAUCAGACUUAUUUUUAAAGUUAUUCGCUGCAGCUUUCUACGGACUCGCAUCUUUUCUCAUUGUUGUCGUUAACAAGAGUGUUCUCACUAAUUACAGAUUCCCGUCAUCUUUAUCAGUGGGAAUUGGCCAAAUGUUGGCAACAGUUGUUGUGUUGCGAGGUGCAAAAUUAUUGAAUGUGGUAGAUUUCCCAGAUUUUGACGGGAAAGUUCCACAUAAGGUAUUUCCACUCCCCUUACUCUAUGUGGGAAAUCAAUUAACUGGCCUGUUUGGAACAAAACAACUCAAUCUUCCAAUGUUUACUGUGCUCAGAAGAUUCUCCAUCUUGUUCACAAUGCUGUUUGAGGGUUACCUGCUGAAAAAGAAGUUUUCAUGGUCCAUUAAAGCAACUGUAUUUACCAUGAUCUUAGGAGCAUUUAUUGCUGCAAGUACAGAUUUAGCAUUUGACCUCCAUGGAUAUGUGUUCAUUUCUCUAAACAACAUUCUAACUGCUGCUAAUGGGGCUUAUAUGAAACAAAAACUGGACUCCAAGGAUCUGGGAAAAUACGGGCUGCUGUAUUAUAAUGCUUUAUUUAUGAUUAUUCCCACUAUGGUUUUAGCAUACUUCACUGGAGACAUUCAGAAAGCUUUGGAAUAUGAUGGUUGGGCUGACCUUUUAUUUGUGAUUCAGUUUGUGUUAUCAUGUGUGAUGGGGUUCAUUCUCAUGUACUCCAUUAUGUUAUGCACCCAUUACAACUCUGCUCUGACUACUACUAUUGUCGGCUGUAUCAAGAAUAUCUUGGUGACAUACAUUGGGAUGGUGUUUGGUGGAGAUUAUAUCUUUACUUGGCUGAACUUCAUUGGCCUAAACAUCAGCAUUGCUGGCAGUCUGGUGUACUCAUACAUCACUUUCACUAAGGAACAAAAAAAAACAAGUUGAUGGAACAAACAAGAUUAAACAGCCUCCAUAGAAGAACGUUAAUUGAUGCUGGACAUUAAAACCUCAUCUGUGAAGAACAUAAGUGGACUCAUUUCACAGUGCCUUGCUAUAGAGCACAACAUUGACCAUCCACAAUUUCAGCCAUUUUGCUUGCAGUAUUUGUCACAUUCAUUUUCUCCAUUGACAUUUCAAACAAUCUUUAAAAAAAAAAAAUUGUAAAUCUUGAAUCACACCAACUAGCUCAGAGAUGAAGCACACUAAAAACUGAAAUAAAGUAUUUACUAAAAAAGAACUACAAUGGCAAGAAAAAGUAUGUGAACCCUUUGGAAUUAGCUGGUUUUCUGCAUUAAUUGGUCAUAAAAUGUGAUCACAUCUUCAUCAAUGUCAUAAGUAUUGACAAACACAAUGCGCUUAAGCUAACAACACACAAACAAUUAUCAUCUUUCAUGUCUUUAUUGAACACAUCC
Messenger RNA from Myxocyprinus asiaticus (Chinese sucker), 1502 nucleotides. It is a transcript of the gene slc35d1b, whose product is annotated as solute carrier family 35 member D1b. NCBI's taxonomy places the organism in Eukaryota, Metazoa, Chordata, Actinopteri, Cypriniformes, Catostomidae. Gene Ontology annotation, cellular component: Golgi apparatus. The coding region runs from base 34 to 1035 and encodes 333 amino acids. The transcript has 13 exons. Gene Ontology annotation, molecular function: GDP-fucose transmembrane transporter activity; antiporter activity. The record is from RefSeq and is a predicted model, not a curated record.